This is a messenger RNA of Linepithema humile (Argentine ant), 1200 nucleotides long. Its product is annotated as soluble lamin-associated protein of 75 kDa-like. Lineage: Eukaryota; Metazoa; Arthropoda; Insecta; Hymenoptera; Formicidae. The record is from RefSeq and is a predicted model, not a curated record. Gene Ontology annotation, molecular function: acyltransferase activity, transferring groups other than amino-acyl groups.
AUUGUUACUAAAUAAAUGCAAAUAAAUCAAAUCUUUUCAUAAAUAUACUCGUUAAUUUUUUUAGUUGGCUCUUUGUUGAUAACUCCUUUAACUAUCUAAACUCUGUCGGUUGCAACUUUUUAAAUAUUAUAAGUUGCAUUGUAUUUUGCAUAUAUUUAAAUGCAAUACGAUCAUAAGGAAUGACCGACGUGGCAUUCAACGGGUUAAAAACAUAGCGAACGUAUCAACUCUGCUUUCACGUACUAUGAAAUUAACAAAACAGAUUUUAAAUCGCAUAUAAAUCUCGAUCAAAUUUAAAAACUGCUUGUCACGUUGUUCAUCAGAAUUGAAAAUUGCGGAAGUCAAGUUUUCUGUCACGUGUGCAUGCUAGGCUGCACCGAUAAAGCAGUCUAAGUGACAUAGACUGAAAUAUUGUUCUUAUCAGUAAAUAAGUUUCUUUCGUGAACAAUCUAGACGAAUAUUUCUUGUUCAUCUCAUUAUUCGCGUCUUCGUUCUGCCUGCUCAAGAUGAUAUGCUCAAGGUGCGCGAAGCGUGUUCAGACCAGAAUAAUCCAACUUGACUUGUGGAGUUUGAAUAUUCAAGACGAUGUCCGUCGUGUAGACUGUAUCGACGGCGACCACUUCGUAGCCAUAACAUUGAAAAACAAAAUAAUCGACGUUAACGAUACCUACAGCGACCGACUCGAAGAUGGAUGGCGGGAGGUGCAAACAGAUCGCGAUAAGGUGAUCUUUUACAUACUCAGCCAGAUCGUUUAUCCGAACUUCGACACGCCACGACCAGAGAAAUUUGAAUCGUUAUACGCUUUGGUGGACGAGCACGACCUCGUAUUGCUAAGAUGGCAAGAAGGCAAAGCAGUCGGGUUUUAUACUAUUAAACCUACAGGUACGGAAAUAUUCUCGACGAAGGAAAGGUACACGAUGCCUGUAGUAGACACGGCAUACAUUCGCUCGGAAUAUAGAAACCGGGGUCUCGGUACAGAAAUCCUAUUCGAUGUGAUCAAGCGCUUUCCGAACGAAGACAUCGGCUUUUCGAAGCCGAUCUCCAGCGGCAUGUUAAAAAUUUUGAAAACAUUCCUGUCGAGCCACAAGGAGUACCGGCUGCAUUUCUGGGAGAUCGCGGACUGCGACAUCGGCGGAUCUCAGCAGCUGAUAUGGUGUCGCUUGAAAAAAGCAGCCUUAUGACAAAAAGCAAUUAGAAUUU